This is a messenger RNA of Cladocopium goreaui, 3207 nucleotides long. The record is from the annotation of a GenBank genome assembly. Lineage: Eukaryota; Dinophyceae; Suessiales; Symbiodiniaceae.
AUGACCCCGCCUCAAUUCGAGCUGUUCAUCAAGCGGCUCAUCAAGUUUGGCAUCCCAAAAGAUGCUUGUCCUGCAUCCGUAGUGAUCUUACUCAUCUUGCUGGUUUGGUGGCUUGACCUUCCGCCACAAGGUGACCCUUACCAAGUGAUUGAGAUGUUUGCAGGGGUAGGAAGGAUAGCAGCCCUAUCCAAAUUUGCUGGGUUCAAGUCAGCGGCCAUUGACCUUGAGUAUGCGAAGGAAAGGAUUUACACCUACAAGUAUGCAGCAAAGUUGGUACAGCUCAUCCCAGAAUUUCAAGCUGACUCCAAAGCUCGUGACUUUCCCGUGGAGGUGGAGAGUGAAUCCACAGCCUUGGAACUUUUUGCUACUAUGGCCUUUUGUGAUGAGGGCCAAGCUUGGGACCAGGCCUUGAGAGCGAGCCGUGUCAUUCCAACUCCUGUCCGAGCUGGUGGAGAACAGUUGGGACCACAUGAGGAUACCAUCCCAGCUGAUUUGGAGAGUCCUCCUUCUGGUGAGGACAACCCUCCUGACCAUGGCAUGUCGGUUCGGGACUUGGUUGAUGGCUAUGAUUCAGCGGAGGAUGACCCUUGGACUAACUGGUUGCUGGUAAAAGAUGAAUUGCUGAGACGCUUACAAACUGGUGAGUUGGCAUUUCCUGAAGACUUCACCUCGGAGACCCCUGCUGUAGAUGACCCAUACUUCGGACUACCCAAUGCUGAUGAUGCCCAGGAUCUGAAACCAGACCAGCUGGCGGUGAUGGAUGCUCUGGCUGCUGCUUUUGCCCAGGAGGAUGUGGCGAUGGCUGAGAAAGGGAAUGAGAAUUCCUUGGGUGAUGAUUCGAAGGUGGACACUGCACCCUCUGCAUCCUUGACACCGAACCAAGCAGGUGAGAGCAACGCUAUGAAAUGCCUACGUCGACUUGUCCAGCCCCGUGCGGAUGGAUCCUUCCUAGUCCCUGAAGAGAUCAUUGCAAAGUUCAAAGAUAUUGCUGGGGGUGGGCGCUCGGAAGUCUUACGUUUAUAUGAGCAAUGUGGAUGCAACAAGGAUGCUUUCGUGAAGACCUGCCGUCGCAAGAUCGAGCAAAUCAGUGAAGAGGACUUGUAUGUGGAGGGUGAGUUCAUGGCUGAGGCUGACAUGGCGGAUGAGGGAUACAAAGAGAGAGACAAGUAUGAGAAGCAGGUCAAGCUCUAUUGGGUGGAGACGAAGCAGGGUGGCCGCAAGCUGAAACGUAAGCGACAAGUUCUUGAAGAAGAAGAUGAAAUUUCGGCGGAUGAAAUGGAAAAGUUGAAGAAUGAGAUGGAGGGGUUCCCUUCUGACUUUGUCUUGCCCAAAGACACGACGGAUCCCGUGAUCUUGGUGGAGGCUGAUGGCAACGUGGAUACUCAGAAAGCGCUUAAGGCGCUGAGUUUUCCUGUGAUGGACGAUGAUGCAUUGCCAUCAAGCUAUAUCCAGAAGAUCUUGGGUGCCCUUGCAAAGUGGAGGGUCAAAAUGAAUGGUAUCAUUGAGACCUUGGAUAGCUUGGAAGAGAAACCUGACAAUGUUCAACCGCAGCAGGAUCAGUUGGAAGAGAUGUUCAAAGAAGCGCGCAAGCAGAACAUUCCGACAUCCUACCAUCAGUAUGAGGAGAAUGGGACUGUGGUCAGACUUGCCUACUUGCGGCCCACUGAUAUCUUGAGAUAUUUGUUGACCAAUGAGCCGUGGCUACUCUUGGGUGGAUUGAAGCCAGGGAGAGAAGCACAGAAGCUAUUGUCUACAUUCUGGCAACUUUACCGGAAUGAACAUGGAUCUCAUGAAGUCUUUCAGAUGGCAAGGGACAACAAGGUCCAAUUAGAUCACACCAUACCAGUGUUCAUUCAUGGUGAUGGAGGGCGCACACAGAAGAAGACCCCAUUAGAGGUUGUGAGCAUCAGGCCGGCACUUGGGAUUGACACAGAGCAGGCCCCUUUGAAAUGCACUUGCAAUGAGUCGGUGGUGUACCAUGGUGCCAACAAACAGGAUGCAAUGUCAAUGCGGUUGAAUCAGAAAAACAAUUCAUACUUGACUCACUUCCUGGUAUUUGCUUUUCCCUCGAAGAAAUUCAAAACCACUCCUGGCCUUCUCCAGUCUCUCUUAGAGGCUACAUCUGUGGACCUCAAGACAGCUUGCUGCGAUGGCAUUUCGGUUGGGGACACUUUGUUCCAUAUAGCUGUGCUAGGCAUGUCUGGAGAUAUGGAGUACCAUGCCAAAACAGGUGUGCUCAACCGGUCGUACCAAAAUGUUGGACACAAGAACUUCAUUCCAUGCUGCCAUGAAUGCAAGGCAGGGGAACUUGCAUAUCCUUUUGAGGAAGUAUCAAGCAACCCCACAUGGACUGAAACCUUAUAUGCCACUCCUCCUUGGAGGGUGCCUCCUCCAUUCAAGCAUAUCCCAUUUGAGGAUUGGAACACGGGAGGUGCUGGAAGAUUCUUCAAGAAAGACCCAUUUCAUAUUUUUCGACUUGGCAUAGCCAGAAACUUCAUUGGUAGCACCAUCGUGCUAUUCUGUCUUGAAGGUGUUUUUGAUUUUGAUGAUUCCGACAGUCUUGGGAUCGAUGCGCGUUUGGGAAGAGCUUGGAGCUCAUUUGCCUUGUGGUGUGACACACACCAUGUGACUCCUGGUGCAAUCCGGUCAUUUUCAAAGGAAAAAAUGCAUUUACCCACAAUGGGAUCGUUCCCUUGGUGUGGCGGGAAGGGGUCAGAUUCCAUUCUGUUACUAAAGUGGCUUCGCUUUUUGGCUGUGCUGCAUGGCCGCGAGCAUCCUGAGAUGGCUAUUUUUCGCUUAGUGCUCAAAGCGUGCGAUGGUGGUUUAGCUUUCCAGUGCAUACACGCACACGGAAUGUGGCUGAUGCCUACGUGCAGGACCAAAAUUAUUCGAGCAGCAAAAGAUUUUGAUCAGUCCUAUGCGCGGUUGGCCUACAUUGCCUUUACAAAUCAAAGGCAACUCUAUGCUAUGGUUCCAAAACUCCACGCUUUGGAUCACUUUCCUGUUCAGUUGGGUUUGCAGGAGUACGACGAUUACUCACUUAACCCGGCAGUUUAUGAUUGCAGUAUGAGUGAGGACUUCAUUGGAAAAGUAUCAAAACAAUCGCGAAGGGUAUCUUUUGUCAAUGUGGUGGAAAACACCCUAUUGGCAUACAAAGUGAAAACAAAAUUUGUCAUCAAAAGAUUCAAGAAGAAACGCUUUCAGUAA